AUGGCGAAUGACGAGUUCAACAAGGACAUGGUCCACGGCACCACAUCUACGGUUUCCCCCAUGAAUGAGUGCAUCAAAUACGCAAAAGAGGCACAGACGCUACUUGGAAGACGCCGGUGGGACCGGCUCGCCCAAUAUGCUUAUAACGCCAUCGAACUCGUGCCAGAAGGAAGAUAUCCUGUUUGGAGUCCGGAGGCUUUGAGGAUAGAUGCCCAAGUUAAGAAGGAGUUCGGAGACUUCGCGGACGUGGCGGGUGAAUUCGUGAUGUUCGUACAAUACUCCAAGACGGCUCACUACGAUGCUCGCACGGGGUCGUUCACAGCUUGA
Fusarium vanettenii 77-13-4 is the source of this 327-nucleotide messenger RNA. RefSeq lists its product as uncharacterized. Bases 1 to 327 code for a protein of 108 amino acids. The record is from RefSeq and is a predicted model, not a curated record. NCBI's taxonomy places the organism in Eukaryota, Fungi, Ascomycota, Sordariomycetes, Hypocreales, Nectriaceae. The transcript is spliced from 2 exons.